AUAUGGUAACAGUAAAUUCAAAACAAAUGACUAAAGACAAAUAUAACGAUAAAUUAUAAUAAUAAAUAAAUAAGUAACAGUCAAUGAAAUAAGGAUAAGUAACAGUGAAUGAAAUAUAUGAGUUAACAAAUAUGAUGUUUUUAAAGAAAGAAAACAUUGCGUUAAAUUAUGUAUAUAUUAUACCACGAUUUACAUUCAUUUAAAAGAAAACAGAAUAACAAAAUGGAAAAAAUCCUAAUUUGUUUCCUCUUUUUCUUUGUCUCAGUCCAAAAAAUAGACUCUUUUCUUUUCUUCAGGCGUUUUAACGUCGAAGUUUCUAAUAAACUUGAAGGUAACAAAAUACUAGAGGUCACUUGUAGUGAGAAAGGAGUAUCGACCCGAGUUCAGUUUCUUGAUUUCAAUUCUAGUUUCCUAGUCAAAUUUAGAAUUUAUCCAAAAACGUUGAUAUGGUGCAAUUUAUGGAAGGGACCUAAUUAUGUGCACCAUGUGAAAUUUAACGCAUUUGUUGGAAAUGAGAAAUUCAUACAUGAUGUAUGUGGCAGUAGGAAACCUGACGUGUGUUUCUGGCAAGCACGAGAAGACGGAGUAUAUGUACGCAAUAAUCCAACUGGUGCCUUUAAAUUUAUGUAUAAGUGGGAUAUUAAUUAACUUAAUUUAACCAUAAAAUUCUGUUUUUUGGUUAUAAAUUAACGUUGUCAUAUUAAUUAUAUUAAAAUAAAAUCAUAAUAAAUGUAGUAUUUUGACGAGACAAAUUGUUUAAAACCAAGAUAAUCGUUCAAUCUAAAAAUAGUUUUAUGUAGUAAAAUUAUGAUGUUUUCUUAUUUAUCACAAUAAUUUGACUAUACUAGCAGAAAAAUAGGUUUUUUAAUAGAAAAACUAGUUCAUAUAUAAAUGUAUUCGCAAGCAUACGUACAUUUAUCCUCGGUCGAUUCUUAUAGCUAUGCCUCCAUUAUCCUUAGAUAAACAACUUGUUUUUUUUAACAACUUGAUUUUUAUAAUUGUAUACUACUAAAUACUUAUUUUCUAUUACUUGGAAAAACGUUGGAAUUCCUAUAAAAUUACAUAUAGUGGCAUUAUUUUAGAAAGCAUAGAGAGAGAGAGUGUCGGUUGAUAGAGAGACAGAGCAGCAGAGGAUUCACAACCUCAGUUCCUCCUUGAUUGGGUCAAGUAAAGAGUUCAAAUUUGAUAACACAAAAGAAGAGAAUAUAGAGAGCAGCAGAGGAUUCACAACCUCAGUUCCUCUUUGAUUGGGUCAAGUAAAGAGUUCAAAUUUGAUAACACAAAAGAAGAGAAUAUAGAAAAGGUGGCAGGAAACAGUUGGAGUUUCUUCCCAGAGUUACGAACAAAAUAGAGUCUUCUUCGUUACUAAGACAAUAAAAAAACCAUGAACGUGACUGGUGAGAUGGUGAAAAAAGUAAAAGAGUGGCUUGAAUCAACGUAUACACUGAAUAAAUAAGCUUAGCUUUAGUUCGCAGUUGCUGUAUGAAUAACUUAUGUACUGAUGUUGUUAAGAAUUUCGGAAUUUUCUUGGAUCAGCUCCUACAUAUAUUGUUACAUCUUGUUACAUUGAUAC
Brassica napus (rape) is the source of this 1573-nucleotide messenger RNA. Its product is annotated as S-protein homolog 8-like. The record is from RefSeq and is a predicted model, not a curated record. Lineage: Eukaryota; Viridiplantae; Streptophyta; Magnoliopsida; Brassicales; Brassicaceae. The transcript has 2 exons. The coding region runs from base 169 to 648 and encodes 159 amino acids.